This is a messenger RNA of Exophiala dermatitidis NIH/UT8656, 3075 nucleotides long. RefSeq lists its product as uncharacterized. The coding region runs from base 1 to 3075 and encodes 1024 amino acids. NCBI's taxonomy places the organism in Eukaryota, Fungi, Ascomycota, Eurotiomycetes, Chaetothyriales, Herpotrichiellaceae. The transcript has a single exon. The record is from RefSeq and is a predicted model, not a curated record.
AUGACUUCGAUCUUACGACUGAGUAAGGACCGCCCGACAUUUUUAUUUCGACGGCAGAACCAGGAUACCCAUGUAGACACCUCUUCCGCAACGCUUGACCAUCGCCUUCCCGAUAUCUCUCCAGUCGACACUCGAUCAUUUGCAGACCUUUUCGACCAGUUCAAGGGCCAGGAGCAAUAUGGGGACGACUCUCUGGAUCAGCGACCGUCAAGUCCUAAGGAACCUUUAAAAGCCAAAGCAGACCGAGCCAACCUCAACAUCAACAGAAAUGAUUCGACAACGUCGUCUUGUUACUCGCAGCCGAGUCAGCGAGAGAGCGAAUAUUCGCCUUUCGUCACCAGGCAUUCCUCUAGUACUAGCUACACCCAGGAUGAUCCAUUCGCAGUAUCGAGGUCUCCUUCGGCAAAGACGGCGAUCAAAGGUGCUGGCAAAGGACCUGCCAGACCGGUACUGGCAAACUUGGGCAACUCGGGAACAGGCGGCUAUGGCUCCCGCUCGACAACCAAUUCAUCAACUUUAAAUCUUGACAAACCGCUUCCACCAGGUCCGUUGGAGGGAGCAGCGGGUUCGAAGUCGGCCCCAGAUCUCCGUCUCCCACACCCACAACAGGUUGCAGAGCUGCCAUCAGAACCGGCAUUACCAACGAAAUUUCCGUCGGCGCCUGCCGCUGUUCAGAGCACAUCUUCUGGAAUGGGGAGGAUGGUCUCUACGCGAUCCACCUCUGGCGACGAAGCCUUGGCUCAGCUCCAAUCUUGGUCAACAAGACCGGCUUGGGGCUCGCAAUCAGGAAAGGGACUGUCCCAAAGCCAUCGACGCCAUCGUUCGGCCUCCGAGACCGCUGUGAGACAAGGCGAGCCCCUUCGGAAGGAGCAGAACAGGCGGAGUAGCGUGGAUACGGCGAGUUUAAUGUCCAGAGCACAACGCUCAGCGCGACAGAAGACGUAUUUGAGACAACAUUAUAAGCCCAUCACGGCGGCAACGGCCGAGCGUGUGAUCUACAAAAUCAUGUGCAAUCUACACAGUAUCCGGGAUCUGGAAUCGACGGCCAUGGUCAGCAAAGGAUUUCUGCGGACAUUUCAACGCAACCAAUCGAGCAUUGUCAGUCAUUUGAUUUUCAAGAUCUCUAAACCAGCAUGGGAGCGUCGAAGGCAUGCACUUGCCUUGAAAGGAUCGAAAAGUUUUGUUUUGAAAGAGUACCAGCGGGAUUGCAACAUUCUCAAUGCUUUGAAAGCCUAUAUCGUAGCACAUUGCAGCCCGAUCUGCAGACCCGGUACGCUUGCUGGCCUCUUGGAUCAAGACGACAGGCGAAAAGAGGAAGUCGACAAUGCAUUGUGGCGUAUCUGGACAUUCUGCACACUGUUUGGCAACACAAUGGGACAGGAACAAGCUGAAGUGGCCCAGGUGGAAAUCUAUUGGCUAAACGGCAGCAAAAGCAUCAACAACGAACACCUUGGUCCUGGUUUCUCUAUCGGCAACGGACAGGGACUGGGGAUCCAAGAGCUCGAGGACAUGAACGAGAUGUGGCAGUGUUUACGACAGCUGGUUUCAGGCUUCGGAGGCAGAGAAGAAGAGGCCAAGCAGUAUGGCGUUUUUGAAAACUUGAAUUGCCACUUACCGGAUCCAAUAUCUGAACACCAACACCUGAACGAAUGGAUCUCCUAUUUGCUUGCUCUCGGACCACAGACAGUCCUUUCCGUGUCUUCAUGCUCAUUCGAGCGGGCGAAGAUGCUCGGUCUGACGAAUUGGCCCGCGCCACCCGCUGGCAAGAGCCGGUCGAACUUCUUGGUGGGAGCCAUCACACAAGUGUACCAAGAAAGAGUGCUCGAAGAGGCCACGAUCAAUGCCGCUCGGUUUCCUGUCCCAGCACGUUCUGCUCAUCGGCCCAGUCGAUCGUCCGAUGAGCGGCGCCGACCGAGUACUUCGCAUAAUCGCCCAUCCACGAGCCAGCAGCCACAGUCUUUACGGAUCGACACUUCCUACGGCAAAAGACGGCCCGUUUCGUUCGACGCCCUUGGAAACUCCAAGCUGGAGAUACGACCCGACUGCGACCCAGCUAACAACCAACCUCAGUCGGCGUCACACAUGUUCACAGCUUCGCCAACUGCAGAUCCCACUCAAUUUUAUGCCCUGAAUAUGGCCUCGACAGUCGGCACCAGACUUGGAGCAACAUUGUUCCCAGUGGACUAUGCCAGCCCGGCUCCAAGAGUGCCCUUCCCAGCUCCCCAACGCGCAGCAGCGACCAUAACGGAGGUAAUCGAUCCAGUGGACAAAGCAAUGGCGUUGUUAGUCCACGAACUUGGAUUUGACGAGACAAGAGCCAGAAGGGCGCUUGCAAUGUGUGACACUGGUUCCGGGAUCGACCUGCAAAAAGCUAUUGAGUUGUUAGAAAUCGACUCCAAAGACUCGAGCCAGAAGUUUUGUUCUCCCGUGGAACUGCCUACGCCUGUUCAGAUGACCAGUAGCUCAGCGUCACCAAAAACCCAGCUCCAGAAGCAAAAGUCAAAGACUUAUUGCGACGGCCAGUGCAAACGAACGGGCACAGCCACCGUAUUACAUUCACGCAGCCAAUCAGCCGGAGCUAUAACUGACAACAUUUCAAUCAGUCCGAUUUCUAUUUCUGUGUCUGGAAGCGGCAACGAUGAAAAUGAAUUGCAGGAUAAAAUCUCGCCCCUGGCAUCAGUGCCAGCCUCACCAAUGUCGGCGACACGUCCGAGGUCGACCAUGAUGCAUCGUGGCCUUACUAGCAGGGGAUCAAGUAAGACAUGGAGAGUCCUCGGAAUGGAAAACAUGCUCAGACGGAAGCACUCUGUGCUGGGUAUCGACGAGUACCAGGCCAAAGUGGAGCGAAGACGGAGCAUGCGUGCAGGUAUUACCGGAAUGGGAAUUGGGAUGGGGAACAAUAACAACAACGAACAAAAAGAUCCUAGAGUCAAAGAUGGUUUGAGCAGGAAUUUGCUUGGUCUCGGUCUUGCAAUUGGGAGUGCUACGGCGUCAAAGGCGGCCGAGGGACAGAUUCGAGACCAGGAGGGCCGCAAAAGGGACAAGACUGGUGGCAUGAUCAGUAUGCCCCCGUAG